Molecule: messenger RNA, 837 nt
Organism: Gossypium arboreum
Lineage: Eukaryota; Viridiplantae; Streptophyta; Magnoliopsida; Malvales; Malvaceae
Product: protein DMP2-like
Exons: 1
Coding region: 69-662 (197 amino acids)
Biological process (GO): endomembrane system organization
Source: RefSeq, a predicted model, not a curated record
AACCAUCAUCACAACCAAAAGAAAAAAAAAAACCUGUUUUAAAGUCAUUACCAGCAUUUUCACUUUCAAUGGCUAAAUUCAAGAAUGCUAAUCCCUCUUCUUCAUCAACUUCAAUUUCAGACAAGACGUUUACAAGUUUAGGUAAUCUUAUCAAGCUCCUUCCGACAGGAACUGUCUUCAUUUUCCAGUUCCUUAACCCUGUUUUAACCAACUACGGCCAUUGCAGCCCUGUUAACAAGGUCCUAACCAGCUCCCUCAUUGGCUUAUGUGGUUUCUCUUGUGCAUUUUCUUGUUUUACCGAUAGUUACAAAGGCGGCGACGGUUUAGUUCAUUACGGCAUAGCAACGGUUAACGGUCUUUGGCCGUCUUCGGGUUCGGAUUCGGUCGACUUAUCGAAGUAUAAGCUGCGUAUAGGCGAUUUCGUUCACGCUUUUUUUUCGGUCAUUGUGUUUGCUGUUUUGUCGUUGUUGGAUUCUAAUACCGUCCAAUGUUUUUAUCCGCCAUUUGAGGCAACUGAGAAGGUUUUGCUUAUGGUUUUGCCGCCGAUGAUCGGAGCGGUUUCGGGUUUGGCUUUUAUGGUGUUUCCGAAUACUCGACACGGGAUUGGAUACCCUUCAUCCACUGAUUCUUCCGAUGAGUACUCUUCGGACGAUGACUCGUAAAUUUGCUGUGUAUGGAAAAAUUUUCCAUUUUGCAUGAGAAAAACUGUAUAAUUAUAUUUUAAUUUGUUUGUUUGGAUUGUAAUGUGUGUUUGAAAAUAUGAUUUUUUAUGUGUAAAUUAAUGGGAUGUUGAUGAUGUUUCUAUAAUUCAAAGGUAAGGUAAGAUGGAGAUAGAAA